UAUUGAACCUAAUUUGUACCAUACUCUUUGCUGAGUACCAAGGAGGUUAAACUAAAUAAGUAAAGAAAUGGUCUCUGCUCUCAAGGAGCCUGUAGAGGAGUUGUAGUCUUUCCUCCUCCCAGCCCCCUGCCCUCCAAAAAAAAAAAAAAAAAAAAAGGAAAAGAAAAAACAUCCUGAAACACUCAGAGGAUCACAAGGUGCUGAAAAAAUGCCCAGGUAAAAUUAUUACUGGAGACAUUUGACCUGGAAAAAAGAAAUCAGCUGAAGAGGCUAAGGUGGCAGUAUUCGAAGGCUGACAUUCGACAAAAGAAUGAGACUUAUUUUGUAUAGCCUUAGAAAGCAGAAUCUACCUCUCUGACCUUAUCACUAAGAGUGACAGAAGGAAGUCAAGGCACCAUUAUGACUCGGAUGAGAAAUCAGAAACAAGAGAAAAUGGUGUUACAGAUGACCUGGAUGCUCCCAAGGCCAAAAAAUCUAAAAUGAAAGAGAAGCUAAAUGGAGACACUGAAGAAGGAUUUAAUAGACUUUCAGAUGAAUUCUCCAAAUCUCAUAAGUCAAGAAGAAAAGAUCUACCAAAUGGAGAUAUAGAUGAAUAUGAAAAAAAAUCAAAGCGAGUAUCAUCUUUAGAUACUUCUACUCAUAAAUCAAGUGAUAAUAAACUAGAGGAGACCUUAACACGUGAACAGAAAGAAGGAGCCUUCUCCAAUUUUCCUAUUUCUGAAGAGACUAUAAAGCUUCUGAAAGGUCGAGGGGUAACAUAUCUCUUUCCUAUUCAAGUUAAGACCUUUGGUCCUGUAUAUGAAGGAAAAGAUUUAAUAGCUCAAGCACGGACAGGAACAGGAAAGACAUUCUCUUUUGCCAUCCCCUUAAUUGAAAGACUCCAAAGAAAUCAAGAAACAAUUAAAAAAAGCCGCUCACCAAAGGUACUUGUUUUGGCUCCAACAAGGGAACUGGCAAACCAAGUAGCCAAAGACUUCAAAGAUAUAACUAGGAAACUCAGCGUGGCGUGUUUUUAUGGUGGAACAUCAUAUCAAAGCCAAAUUAAUCAUAUUCGAAAUGGUAUUGACAUCUUGGUUGGAACACCUGGUCGUAUCAAAGACCAUCUGCAGAGUGGCCGAUUGGAUCUUUCUAAACUGCGACAUGUUGUGCUUGAUGAAGUGGAUCAGAUGUUAGAUUUAGGUUUCGCUGAACAAGUUGAAGAUAUUAUUCAUGAAUCCUACAAAACUGAUUCUGAAGACAAUCCUCAGACUUUACUUUUUUCUGCAACUUGCCCACAGUGGGUAUACAAAGUUGCAAAAAAAUACAUGAAAUCCAGAUAUGAACAGGUUGACCUUGUUGGAAAAAUGACUCAAAAGGCUGCAACUACUGUGGAACAUUUGGCCAUCCAGUGUCAUUGGUCUCAGAGGCCAGCAGUUAUUGGAGAUGUCCUUCAAGUCUACAGUGGGUCUGAAGGGAGGGCUAUUAUUUUCUGUGAGACCAAGAAGAAUGUAACUGAAAUGGCCAUGAAUCCACACAUAAAACAGAAUGCCCAGUGUUUACAUGGGGACAUUGCACAGUCACAAAGAGAAAUUACACUAAAAGGCUUCAGAGAAGGUAGUUUUAAAGUUUUGGUGGCAACCAAUGUGGCUGCCCGUGGUUUGGACAUUCCUGAAGUUGACCUGGUGAUUCAAAGUUCUCCUCCUCAGGAUGUUGAGUCCUAUAUCCAUCGCUCUGGACGCACAGGUAGAGCUGGACGGACAGGGAUUUGUAUAUGUUUUUAUCAACCAAGAGAAAGAGGUCAACUAAGAUAUGUGGAACAAAAAGCAGGAAUUACUUUUAAACGUGUAGGUGUUCCUUCUACAAUGGAUUUAGUUAAAUCUAAAAGCAUGGAUGCCAUCAGGUCUCUGGCUUCCGUUUCUUACGCUGCUGUUGAUUUUUUCCGACCAUCAGCUCAGAGACUGAUAGAAGAGAAAGGUGCAGUGGAUGCAUUGGCUGCAGCUUUAGCCCACAUUUCUGGUGCAUCAAGCUUUGAACCACGAUCUUUGAUCACCUCUGAUAAGGGGUUUGUGACCAUGACUCUGGAAAGCCUAGAGGAAAUACAGGAUGUCAGCUGUGCUUGGAAAGAACUUAACAGAAAGCUGAGUAGUAAUGCAGUGUCUCAGAUUACCAGAAUGUGCCUCCUGAAAGGAAAUAUGGGUGUUUGCUUUGAUGUUCCUACAACUGAGUCAGAAAGGUUACAGGCAGAGUGGCAUGAUUCCGACUGGAUACUCUCAGUGCCAGCCAAAUUACCUGAAAUUGAAGAAUAUUAUGAUGGAAACACAUCUUCUAAUUCCAGACAGAGGAGUGGCUGGUCAAGUGGUCGAUCAGGCCGGUCAGGCCGGUCAGGUGGUCGAUCUGGCGGCCGGUCAGGUAGACAGAGUCGACAAGGAAGUCGCUCAGGAAGUCGACAAGAUGGUAGAAGACGAAGUGGGAAUAGAAAUCGAUCAAGAAGUGGGGGCCACAAACGGAGUUUUGACUGAGUAUUUGAUAGUUAAUCUACCAGUGUGAGCUUGCCUAUUUCUGCCUAAUCAUGUACAUUAUCCACCAAAAAUUAGGUCAUCAUAGUUGAGGUAUGUGUCUGCUAUUUGCAAAGAAGUUGGUCGUAUUUUUUUAAAAAGUAUUUCACAAGAAUGGAACAAAUCUACUUAUCCAGUUAUACCUUUGAAUAAAAAAACCUCCUUUUAUUGUCUCUUUUCA
Homo sapiens (human) is the source of this 2715-nucleotide messenger RNA. RefSeq names its product DExD-box helicase 50 (gene DDX50). The record is from RefSeq and is a predicted model, not a curated record. Gene Ontology annotation, cellular component: cytoplasm; nucleolus. Gene Ontology annotation, molecular function: ATP binding; RNA binding; nucleic acid binding. NCBI's taxonomy places the organism in Eukaryota, Metazoa, Chordata, Mammalia, Primates, Hominidae. The transcript is spliced from 15 exons. The coding region runs from base 480 to 2498 and encodes 672 amino acids.